Messenger RNA from Triticum turgidum subsp. durum (durum wheat), 1572 nucleotides. The record is from the annotation of a GenBank genome assembly. NCBI's taxonomy places the organism in Eukaryota, Viridiplantae, Streptophyta, Magnoliopsida, Poales, Poaceae.
AUGCCCACCCGACAAUGGAGCAUAAAAUUCCCCAACCUCGCAAUCGCCUCCAUUCCGGCAGAUGAAACCCUAGGACCCGAUGGCCUAGCCACCAUUCCCACACACAGCCCGCCCGCCGCCGCCGCCAUGCCGCCGUUCCGGCGCUGGGCGGAUCUGCCGGCGGACCUCCUCUGCCGCAUCGGCGACAGCCUCGACCUCAAGUGCUACGCCAGCGCGCGGGGCGCCUGCACGGCCUGGCGAUGCGCGCUCUCGCCGCCCUCCCCGUCGCUCCUCGUCGUCCUCGACGACGCCAGGUGCUGCCCCUCCGCCGCGUCGCUCCCCACCCACCGCUCCUUCGAGCUCAAGAACAUCCUCUCGGGGGGCCGAUGCGUCGGCUCCAGCAACGGCUGGCUCGCCCUCUCCGUCUGCCUCUACGGCGGCCAGAGCAUGUUCAGCCUCUUCAACCCCAUCACCGCCACGGAGAUCCUUCUGCCGCCGCUGAUCUACGAGAGCCGCUGGGUCUCCAAGCUUGUCUUCGCGCCCAACCCCGCCAGGGACGACUUCGCCGCCGCCGCCAUCUGCGACAUCGACAGGCUCGCCUACGUCACCGCGGGGGCCAGGAGGUGGGCCAUCCUCGAUCCCGUCCGCCUCUCCAGCGGAGAUCAGCUCGCCGACGUCGUCUACCAUGAAAAAGGUAGGGUCUACUGCCUCACCCGCUAUGGCGAUGUCCACGUGCUCCGCCUGCCGGAGCGCCGCCGCAGGAAGCCUAUCGUCGUCGAGGAUCCGGCUGGCCCAUCAGAGCCAGAGAUGCCUUUAGGACGUCCCGCACUCAGUCUUCAGGGAAGAAGACAGCGCAACUUGCGUAUGCUCUGCUAUGAACAUCGUAGAUGGAGAGAGCAGCAGCUCCCAAUUGCCACAAUGAAGGCUACCUUCUGCCAAGAUGUGUUUAUGCCUCUUAGGAGAGUUCCUCCUGGAUCUGUCGGACCGGACCUAAAUGCACCGGCCACAGUCGAGCCCAUGUUGUCUGAGUGCAACCUACCGUUCGAUCCUGCUACCUGUUUUGCCGCGCCAUACAACACGGUGUCCAUUUUUACUAGUGCCAAGAACCUGGUGUUCUGUGACGGUAACCUGUACCAGAUCUGGAGAAAUGCAAGCUGCACGGUCACUUUGCAGCUGCCAGGAGGCGGUCACUGCCGUGUAGCCGAGAAUGAAAUAGUUGUUCUGAGGUAUUAUCCCCGGCGCCAACCAUGCUGGGAUGCCGUGACAGACUUGGGAGGCUACUCGGUGUUUGUUGGGAGGAACAAUGCCGUGUCGAUGUAUGCUGAAGAUGUUCCAGGACUGAAGGGUAAUUGUGUGUACUGGAUCGGCGGGAGGGGCAGGGAUCAGGGCAUGGUCUUUGACAUGGGGAUUGGGAGGUCUACACUUUGCCUUCCCGUUGCUGGUGCUGGUGUCGUUCCGGGGCCUCCACAAAGCACAAUCUGUUGGUACUUUCUCAGCGACAUAGUGAAUAACUGCAACAUAAGUGCAGGAAGAAAAGUUUAUCAGACCCGGGCAAGGGUCCGGGCUGAACGCGAGCAAGAUUUGGAGGAUUGA